CUCAUAUCCAAUGAUCUCUGAUGUUCAUUUGACUGUUGGUAGACUUAUUCGCUAUUUUGAUUAUUUUAUUGAUAACAGAUCACAUUUGGAUGAAGAGUGUAUAAUUGCAGACUCUAUACGUUACAAAUUAAAUAAAUACUGGUCUCUUCUUGAUGAAAAAAUUACAGUGGCUGCAAUUCUUAACCCAUCAUCAAAACUUAAAAUGUUUUUACCUGGUGAAAAAAGAACUGCAGCUAUUACUA
This is a messenger RNA of Racocetra fulgida, 242 nucleotides long. The record is from the annotation of a GenBank genome assembly. Lineage: Eukaryota; Fungi; Glomeromycota; Glomeromycetes; Diversisporales; Gigasporaceae.